Messenger RNA from Alnus glutinosa, 2685 nucleotides. Its product is annotated as pentatricopeptide repeat-containing protein At2g33680-like. Gene Ontology annotation, biological process: RNA modification. Lineage: Eukaryota; Viridiplantae; Streptophyta; Magnoliopsida; Fagales; Betulaceae. Gene Ontology annotation, molecular function: protein binding; RNA binding. The record is from RefSeq and is a predicted model, not a curated record. The coding region runs from base 53 to 2344 and encodes 763 amino acids. The transcript has 2 exons.
UUUCGAGGUGCUUUCGCGAACACAAGAUUGAGCCAUAUUCUUGACGCUGACUAUGAGUUUCUCCAUCAAACUGGGUGUUCCUCAACCUGCUCAUCUAGCCGUGUUGCCCACUCCUGUUUCCAACGACAAAAAAGUAAGACACAGAAUUCUAACUCUACCAUCAAACGGAGCCCACGGAGGCAAACUUGCCCAAUCAGCUGCACGAGAUGAAACUCACAAACAGUCACACUUUCAACCAUUGGUUGAUCUCCUACGUGACUGUGCCGAUAAAGGGUCAGUAGAACAAGCAAAAGCGGUUCAUGGGUUCGUGUUAAAAUCCGAUUUUUCGGGUAGGGAUUUGUUGGUGUUGUUAAAUCAUGUAGCUCAUACGUAUUCCAAAUGCUCGGGUUUUGAUGUGGCUCUUCGAGUGUUUGAUAAAAUGUCUGAAAGAAACAUAUUUUCUUGGACAGUCAUGAUUGUUGGGUCGACGGAGAAUGGUUUUUUUCUUCGAGGAUUCCAGUUCUUUUGCGAAAUGAUGAAUCGUGGAAUCUUGCCUGAUGGGUUUGCAUAUUCGUCAAUCAUGCAGGCGUGUAUUGGUUUAGAUUGUGUUGAGUUGGGUAGAAUGGUUCAUGCCCAGAUUGUUAUAAGAGGCUUUGCAUCUCAUACUUUUGUUAGUACAUCUCUUCUUAAUAUGUAUGCCAAGUUGGGAAUGAUUGAAGAUUCGUAUAAGGUGUUUGAGACCAUGACUGAACAUAACCAAGUCUCGUGGAAUGCAAUGAUCUCGGGGUACACCUCGAAUGGUCUUCACUUAGAAGCAUUUGAUCAUUUCCUUAGAAUGAAGAAAGGAGGCAUUACACCAAAUCUGUACACAGUUAUUAGUGUUUCAAAAGCAGUUGGAAGCUUAGGUGAUAUAGGAAAGGGCAAAGAGGUUCACAAGUAUGUUUCUGAAUUGGGUUUGGAGUCUAAUGUUCUUGUCGGAACUGCUCUAAUGGAUAUGUUCUCCAAAUGUGGGUCUUUAAGCGAAGCAAGAUCCAUUUUUGACUCGAAUUUCAUCAACUGCGGGGUUAACACUCCUUGGAAUGCAAUGAUUUCAGGCUAUUCUCAAUGUGGGUUUAGCCAAGAAGCUUUGGAACUCUUUCAAGAAAUGUCCCGAAAUGAUAUAAAAUCUGAUGUUUACACGCACUGUAGUGUGUUCAAUGCAAUUGCCGCAUUGAAGUUUCUUCAAUUCGGAAAGGAAGUUCAUGGGAUGGUUUUAAAAUGUGGAUUAAAUAUGAAUGUAAGUGUUUCCAAUGCAAUUGCUGAUGCAUAUGCCAAAUGUGGGUCACUUGAAGAUGUAAGGAAGGUAUUUGACAGGAUGGAAGAGAGAGAUAUAGUGUCUUGGACAACACUGUUGACUGGUUACUCUCAAUGUUCUGAAUGGGAGGAAGCACUAGCUAUCUUCUCUCAGAUGAGGGAAGAAGGCUUUAUACCCAAUCAGUUUACCUUUUCUAGUGUUCUUGUUGCUUGCACCAGCCUUUUUUUACUUGAAUAUGGUCAUCAAGUCCAUUCUCUUCUUUGCAAGGCUGGCUUGGACACUGACAAGUGCAUAGAAAGUGCUCUGAUUGACAUGUACGCCAAAUGUGGUAGUAUAACUGAGGCGUGUCAGGUUUUUGAGAGGAUAUCUAACCCUGAUACUAUUACAUGGACAGCUGUUAUAUCAGGUUAUGCUCAACAUGGUCUAAUGGAGGAUUCCAUUCAGCUCUUUAGGAGGAUGUUUCAGUCAGGUGUGAAGCCCAAUGCUGUUACCUUAUUGUGUGUUCUGUUUGCGUGCAGCCAUGGAGGUAUGGUGGAGGAGGGCCUAAACUAUUUUCAACAAAUGGAGGACACUUAUGGUCUGGUGCCAAAGAUGGAACAUUACGCAUGUGUUGUUGAUCUCUUAGGUAGAGUGGGCCGCUUGGAUGAUGCAAUGGAGUUUAUACAAAGGAUGCCAAUUGAGCCCAACAUAAUGGUCUGGCAAACCUUGCUGGGAGCAUGUAGAGUCCACGGCAAUGUUGAGUUAGGAGAGAUUGCUGCUCAGAAAAUCCUCCCAAUUAUGCCAGAAUUUUCAGCUACCUAUGUUCUUCUAUCCAACACAUAUAUUGAGACAGGGAGUUAUGAAGAUGGACUUAUUUUGAGAGAUAGGAUGAAAGAGCAGGGUGUAAAGAAGGAAGCAGGAUAUAGUUGGAUUUCUGUAAAAGGUAGAAUCCAUAAAUUUUAUGCAGGAGAUCAACAGCAUCCACAAAAAGAGCACAUAUAUGCGAAGUUAGAAGAAUUGAGGAUGAAGAUCAAGUCCAUGGGUUAUGUGCCAGACUUGAGUUUUGCAUUGCGAGAUGUGGAUUGGAGAUAAAAGCCUUGUAUGAUUGAUGAAAGCUCACAAAAAGAGUAUAGCUGCUGAAUAGGUUCCUAGAGUGCUAGUGCUUAUGUGACUGACUUUGUUGAGCAAGGAAACUGAAUUGGGACGAAUAUCAUGGGUAUUUUGGCAAAGCAGUUGAAAUAGUGUGCAACAAUGGCUCAAGGUGUACAAAAACGAGGUCAAAGGUGAAUUAUCUCCAUCUUUGAAGCAGAUCAACACAUCAGAAACCUAUACUGAGUUGAUGAGGCUCUUCAAUUUAAAGAUGUUGGUAUUUUGUUUCCUUCUUUGAUAAUUGAUAUGACGAAAUGAGAAUGAAAAGCUUGUGGUUUCUGUUA